AUGGUGCUUACUGCCUCUCAAGGAUGCGAGAGACCGAUUGGAAGGGAUCUUGAUGGUAUUCGUAUCCUGCCAGUCCUACCCUUUCUGGUCCUAAUAAUGACUUUUCUGGCUGAAUUGAACGGCUGCGGAGGGUUUGAAAAGAAGCAUGAUGGUGGCAUCGAGUUUUCCAGAGUACCUAUAGACUGUAAAUUUGUGGAGCAGCUUCGAUGA
Cylicocyclus nassatus is the source of this 210-nucleotide messenger RNA. NCBI's taxonomy places the organism in Eukaryota, Metazoa, Nematoda, Chromadorea, Rhabditida, Strongylidae. The record is from the annotation of a GenBank genome assembly.